Messenger RNA from Kogia breviceps (pygmy sperm whale), 2546 nucleotides. RefSeq names its product signal recognition particle subunit SRP54. The record is from RefSeq and is a predicted model, not a curated record. Gene Ontology annotation, molecular function: 7S RNA binding; GTP binding; endoplasmic reticulum signal sequence receptor activity. Gene Ontology annotation, cellular component: signal recognition particle, endoplasmic reticulum targeting; cytosol. Gene Ontology annotation, biological process: SRP-dependent cotranslational protein targeting to membrane, translocation; SRP-dependent cotranslational protein targeting to membrane. Lineage: Eukaryota; Metazoa; Chordata; Mammalia; Artiodactyla; Physeteridae.
CAGAGGCCCCGCCCCCUCGGCCUGCCCCACCCCCAGGUCCGCCUAACCCCGUCCAGUCCCUCCAGCCGUGGCUUGGCCGGGCUCGGCGCUAGGCGGGCGUUACCGCGCCAGCAGUCCUGUGGUGGCGACAACGAUGGACCGGAAGCCAGUGAGCCGUGCGGAGGGAGGAGAAGCAGGGGCUGCCUCGGGAGCUGCGGCCGCCGCUCCGUUCAGGGAAUCGGCACAGCAGAUGAGUAAUGAAAGAGGCUUUGAAAAUGUAGAACUAGGAGUCAUAGGAAAAAAGAAGAAAGUCCCAAGGAGAGUCAUCCACUUUGUUAGUGGUGAAACAAUGGAAGAAUACAGCACAGAUGAAGAUGAAGUUGAUGGCCUGGAGAAAAAAGAUGUUUUGCCUACUGUUGAUCCGACAAAACUUACCUGGGGCCCCUACUUAUGGUUUUACAUGCUUCGUGCUGCCACAUCAACCCUCUCAGUGUGUGACUUUCUCGGAGAGAAGAUUGCAUCUGUUUUGGGCAUCAGCACCCCAAAAUACCAGUAUGCCAUUGAUGAGUAUUACCGGAUGAAGAAGGAGGAAGAAGACGAAGAAGAAGAAAACAGGAUGUCGGAAGAAGCAGAAAGACAAUACCAGCAAAACAAGCUGCAGGCUGAUUCCAUUGUUCAGUCAGAUCAACCAGAAACACUUGUAUCCAGUUCAUUUGUGAAUCUCAAUUUUGAAAUGGAAGGAGAUUGUGAAGUAAUUAUGGAGAGCAAACAAAAUCCAGUCUCUGUCCCUCCGUAGAAUGAAAUGACUAUCAAACUUCUAAGGUAGUUUUUAUACCAGGAACUUUCACACUCUCUAUUCAAUGGGACUUAAUAGUUAUUUAUAUUUUAAAUUAUUAAGUUAUCUGGAAAGGGAAGAAUGUUUCUUUAUUCUUAGGCUCUAUCUAGCAAAAGCCAGAUCUGAAAUUUGGAUAUUUGUACUAUGCUUUUACUAUGUCAAAUUAGUGCUUUGGUUUUAAAAUGAUCUUUUAAAAAAAGUUAAGGACAUUCUAGAACCCUAACCACCAAUUAAGAAGAGUUAAAUUAUCAAGCUUGUCUGUUAUUUGUGUAAGAAAAAAGAAUAGUUAAGUUGCUGAAUAAGGCUAACUGGAGCUGAUAUUCAUAGUCUCAUAUUAAAAUGAGGAUUUUUCCCUAGAGCUUCUCAUGUUAUGUCUUACAUUUAUAUAUCUAACCAUUCAUUUCAUACUAAGGAUGGUUCACUGAAUGUGUAAUAAAAGGAGCAAGAUGAAAGCAUUUUGAAUUUUCUUUCCUUGAGAAUUAACUUUAUUUCAUGGGAAGGUGAUUGAGUUUAUAACACCACCAAAUAUUAAGAUGGGUUUCCAUUUUUUAAUGGUUAAUCUUACUUUCUCUUUCAGUAGUUAUUCAAACUUAAAUAAUGUUAAAAACACUAGUUAUGGGAUGAGUUUAUUAAUGUAUUUGUAUUCAAAUGGUAAUACCUAGUGAUUACCCAUAUGGCAUCCUGUUUAUGUGACUCUUUCAGCCCUGAAUGCCUCCUAUGGGUCAAGAUUGGGGGACAGAUGAAGACUUAACCCUCCAGGGCUCACUGUUACAUAUUGUACAAUGUGCAAUGGUAGCAUGAUGAAGUUACCUGUCAUUCACCACUUCGAAGCAACAACAGUAGAUGCUUUGCUUGACCCAGCUGGCCAUCUCUGUACCCACUGUUCCAUUAGCAGACCUUACAAAAGUAUAAUAUGAAACUAAUUUUGAAAAUACUCCCAUAUGUGUUCAGAUAUCUGUAUGACUUAGAUUUAUACCUAAAUGUGGGUAAGGAGAAAUAUGUAGAAUAUUUCAGAUAUGCUGCUCUUAAAAACCUAUUCACAAACUUAGAGUUUUUAGGAUUAAUGGUUGUUAAUAGCCUUCUAAAUAGCAUUAAGCUUUCAAUCUUAACUAUAUCUGUAUAGCUUCAAAGAAACAACAUAGCUACAGUGGGCUUAUUAUGGAAUUCUGUUAGCAAUGAACAUGAACAUCUGCCCACUAAGUUCUUCAGCUGAAAUUUGAAGGAUUUAGGAAAUAUAAUUCUUCACUAGGAAUCCUCAGUUACAUGGAUUCAUGGUAUGGUGGUUCAUAACAUGUGACGGUGAUCUUUUUGGUCAUGGGUAUAAACUAUAUAAUUUAGUGCUUAAAGGAUUGUCAGAUUAUGUAAUGUCAUAAAUUAUAGUUUACCAGUAGCUUUAAAGAGUGCUAAUCUGAUGUGUUCCCUAUAAUUUUUUAUCUUCAUUUGAGAAGAUAUUCAAGCUCAAAUAUUUAUUUGGUUAUCCUGUAAAGGCAAGCAUAUCCAAAGGCGUUCUGAAUCUUCUCUCCCUAGAGGCACUAGAUCUAAAAGAGUUGACUCAGAAACUUUUCUGAUUGUUAGUAGAAGGAAGAUAAUGAUUAAAGUUUUACAUUUCUUGAAUUUUACUUUUUCUACUUGUCCAACAGUGGCCAGUUUGUAAUGUUUAUAUAGUUAUUCACUGUGCCUUAAAUUUUUAUACUUUUUAUUUAUGCAAACUAUAAAAUUUCCCAUAAAUGCA